Messenger RNA from Lytechinus pictus (painted urchin), 3403 nucleotides. RefSeq lists its product as uncharacterized. The record is from RefSeq and is a predicted model, not a curated record. Bases 688 to 1386 code for a protein of 232 amino acids. NCBI's taxonomy places the organism in Eukaryota, Metazoa, Echinodermata, Echinoidea, Temnopleuroida, Toxopneustidae. The transcript has 5 exons.
ACGCCGAAUGAGUACCCCCACCCAAAGGACUGGUCGAUUUCUUCUCUUGACUGGGGUUGUCCGAAGGGGAAAAGAUUUGAGGAAAUUCAAUAUUCCUAUGAAUAUUUUAUGAAGUAUAUAUUGUUAAACUUUCGCGUUCGAUAAAUCAGUGCAUAUGAGCGCGCUCGAACCGGGUUGAGGUGUUUAACAUCUACGUUAGAUCAAAGGUGGUUGAAAUCUCACGCAGACGAUAUUUGGUUUUCGUUGUAAGCGACAUAACUUUGAAGGUCUUUCUCAUCGAAUGUGACCCAGAUAUAAGAGUUUGCGAAUUGUCCCCUCUAGAGGCUCCUUUAUCUGGACAUUACUUGUAAUCCUUCUUUCUUUCUGAUGCAAAUGAAGCGUAUCGUCCUCAUUCCCCCAUGUUUUUAGCGUCCUUCGCUACGUUGUAGAGUCACCUAAGCGAUUGCGGUAAUAUUGUCGUGGUUGCUAAGCGAUUACUUAGCAACGCACCCGAUUCUCCCAAACAUUCAGCCACCGAGAGUGAAGACGCCCGAACGAACCAAGACCGACCGGGGAGGCGACACUGUCUGUACAACUCCGAGCGACGACACAAGGAAUUUUAUUCAACGCCAACUGCCAAACCGAAUAAAACACGGAAUAACUCACCUUUCUCAACGGAAAUAGUAGCAAGGAAACGAAAUAUCAAAAAUGGCCAGUCUUACUGAGUUGACGUUUCUCUUUGUUGCCCUCAUCUGUUUAUUGACAACAGGAUAUUGUCAAGACGACGGAUCAGGGGAUGGCUCUGGAACGGAAUCCAUGUUCACUGACGUCACUGAGGUCGUCACCGAAGUGGUGACUGAUGGCGAGUCAGACCCAUCAGAUAUUCAGGCAUUCGGUCUCGUCAUCACUAACAGCUUCAGCGAGUUCACACUGGAUGUCGACAACAUCGUCACCUACAACGUCACCAUCAAGAACGCCGGAGGAACCGACAUCACAGCCACCAGCUCCGACCUCUACAGCCUCCUCAUCGUGGUCAGCGAUAACGCCGACCCGACGUCAAGCAGCGCGACAACCCAGGAUAUCACACCUCUGCUGACGUCAGCCACCAACCUCGAUGCCGGGAUCGUUGCCGGAGGAUCUAUCGUCAUCGAAAACGUCCACACCAUGAUCAACGUCGCUUCCGAAGAUUGCUCAUCCUACGAAAAUGGCUACGUUUGUAUCGAGAUCUCAAAGGCUUCGGGAGCUUCUUACACUGAUGACAGUUCAACCAAUAACUACUAUUGUCUAAGCUUUGGUGAUGUUGCAGAAGGGUACACUGGUACGCUGGAAUGUUCAGGAUGUGUGGCUAGAAUCAGCUUUAUCGCUCUCCUUGUAUCAACGUUGCUGGCGUACUUAACUUCAUCGUAGAUGAUACUGGACUUGCACAGAUAAAAACUCAUGAACAAUAUUCGAACAUGAAUUAGGCUAGCCCUGAAUUAGCGUUUCCAUUCUCCAAAUGACGGCCUCUUAUCAAAUUCAAAACUUCUUCGUCCGCCCACGACGUCACCGGUGGGUUAGCUCGGCCUUGCAUUGGAAUGAAACUGAAGACAGGGCUGCUGUAUUGCUGUUCGUCUAUUUCUCAAGAUGUCCGUCCAUCGCCGCGAGAGCAGCGAAUUCGAAAGGUUAUGACAGCAUGCAAUAUAGCCAAAGGGAUGCCUUAUCGUUGUCACAUGGUACAAGGGCUGAAAAUGAAGAAAGAAUGAACGCCGAUCUGACUCCUUGACAAUUGUCACGGACUAAGAAUAUUCGUGCUGGUUCGUAAUUGAUAUUGAAGUUUUAAAAAGUGAAAUCAAUACAGGGCUCGGCAUUUAAUUUUACGAGAGAUGCUUUCAUUUCAUCUACACUUUUUUAACAUCGAUUACUAAAAAAAGACCAAUUAUGAAAAUAAAUGAUAUAUAUAUAUAUAUAUAUAUUCUCCUCUAUUACGAAUUCCAAAUUACCCUUAGAUCUAAGCUCCCACGCAUCUUGUCCGUCAGAUAUUUACUAAACAUAUUAUUGAUAAAAACUCAAGUUCGGUAUUAAAGAUGAACAAUAAAUGGAAUGUGAUUUUUUUUUUCAGUCACCAAAUAUAAUCAAGUUUAUUCGCCCUUUUUUGUAUUCUUAGGGAAUCGCUGAGCCCUGUCUAACAUAGCGACAUGUAAUGUUCGAUUUAUGCUAAAUGAGCACAAAUUUUCGGCCUCUUGUUAAUGUUGAUUUCAUUUCUAUUUGAUAAAAUAAUUUCUCAUGUCGAAAAUUCAUCGGAAUGUUUGAAACCUUUCACCCCAAAGUUCUACAGAUAGUGAAAAAGUGAAAUUAUGUUAGAUUUCGUGGAGGCUUGUUACUAGCACAGAUUUUAAAAAAUCCGAUUUUUAAAAUAGAUAACCUUCUGUAUUGGACAUUAUUUGUAGAGAUGCAGAGCUGUUAAUUUAUUCUGUAUUUUUCUAAUUACCAUUGUCAGACCUGUUCAAAUGCAAUAAAUAGGUAUUUUGAUCGUAGGAAUGAAUCUUGAUACAUUUUUGUAAAGAAUCGGCAAGUACUUGAAUGAGAUGUCGUUACAUUCCAAUUAAAUAAAUAUUUUUUAAAUCCAUCAUGGAUUCCUUUUAUCGGUGAGAAUUGUAAGCAUGUUGUGUCAAAUGUUUGCCAGCGCACCAUGACUAUUUAAUAAUUUUCACUGAAAUGUAUGUGCUUUGCUAGAAAUUCACAAUUAUGAUUAUAGUCGAAACCCUUAUGUCUUUCGCAUCCACUUCAUUUUUUAAGACUUUCUUUAAAAAAAAUAUAAAUGUUUUUCUUUAAUUUUUAAUUGAUGAUAUUCCACACAUGGUGUAUUUUUUAUUAAUUGGGAAGUGGUUCAUUAUUUUGCGUGUGUGAUGAUGUACAGUGUAAAUAAUUGCAACGAAAUUGUAAAUAUAUAUAUUAUUUUAUCUUUGUAUAAAAUGAGCUAUGAACUAAAUUCAACGAACAUGCCCAUAGCACUGUUAUGCAACUAGUAAUAAGGAUGUUAUUUCCGUCGUGGCGUGAGAGCACGAUUUCAAUAUAAAUUUGAAACCAAAAAUUGAAAAUAUCAUCUCUAUAUUUUUGUAUUGCAUUGUGAUAAGUAUUGAUAGUUGUAAUAUUUUAUUGUCCCUUAAAUCUAUCUUAUAAACUGCUGGGAAUGACUGCUUGAUCAUAAUGAAAUCUAGCAAGCAUGAUUGAGCAGAAUUAUAUAUUUUUUUUAAGACCCGGACGAGGGUAACAUACAAUUUUCAAACUAAUGAAAGUUAACGUGUCUUUAAUCUUCGAAAAUUGCGUUUAGAUUGAAAACGGAAGACAUAUGUUCAUUUCAGUGUUCUAGCUACAGCCUUAUUAGUGAUAGCUGAUAUACUAUAAAGAUUCAUGGGCAAUAAAUAGCUGAAUGUCUACAAAGUAA